AUGAUAUUAACAAUACUUGCAACGCUUCUAUGCGUUUUAUACGUUUAUUUAAAAAAACGUUACAAUCAUUGGAAGGAUCGUGGAGUUCCUUACGAAGAACCGACUUUGCUUGUGGGAAAUUUAGGUUCUUCUUUGAUCUCCAAACGGCACAUCGGUGAAAUCUACAAUGCGAUUUACAAGAAAUGUAGGAUUACUAAAGGGAUGAACGUGAUGAUACCUAUAGACUCGAUAUAUAUGGAUGAGCAAUAUUUUGAUAAUCCGCAUCAGUUUAGACCGGAACGUUUUUACAGAUCCAACAAAAGUAAUGUGAGGAAAAGCACUUUCUUUCCGUUUGGAGAUGGACCGCGCAUUUGCAUAGGAAUGCGUUUCGCUUUGUUGCAAAUAAAAACUGCAUUAGUCGCGAUAUUUUCGAAAUACACGAUCACUCUGAACGAGAAGACGAUCAUUCCUUUGAGGUUCGAGAAGAACGGUGUUCUCAGAGUGCCGUUUCAUUGCAACAUGUGGAUGAUAAUACUUGUCGCAACGUUCCUCUGCGUUUUGUACGUUUAUUUGAAAAAACGAUACAAUCAUUGGAAAGAUCGCGGAGUUCCUUACGAAGAACCGACUUUGUUUGUGGGAAAUUUAGGUCCUUCUUUGACUUCCAAACAGCACAUCGGUGAAAUCUACAAUGAGAUUUACAAGAAAUAUGAAGGAUUCAGAUAUGUCGGAGUGUACACUUUCCUUCAUCCGGCUUUGGUCAUCAGAGAUCCCGAUCUAAUUAACGAUGUAGUCAUCAAGGAUUUCCAUCAUUUCGAGAAGAACAAUUUCGAAGCUGACGUGAGCAACGAUCCGAUCAUGGGAAGGAAUCCUUUCGCUUUAUCUGGCGAAAAGUGGAAGACAGUUCGAGCCCAAUGGACACCGAAUUUUACUAGCGGAAAGAUAAAGCAAAUGUUUCCUUUCGUGAAGGAUCAAAGCGAAAAAUUGCUGAAUUACAUGGAAGAUCAUGCGAGUUGCAUCGACGUUAAAGAUUUGCUGAAGAGGUAUAACAUUGGCGUCGUCGCCAGCUGCGCUUUCGGUUUAGAAGCGAAUUCUUUCUCUGAAGAGGAAAGCGAAUUCGUGAAAAUAGCUUCAGAGAUAGGAGACGUUUCCGGAUUCAGCAUGAUCAAAAUGACUUUGAUCAGUAUAUUUCCGCAAUUAGCAAAGUUCACUAGUGUUAGAUUUUUCACGAAACACGCCGAGAAUUAUCUAAUAAAAAUUGUAGAACAAACUUUAGAGUAUAGAAGAAAAAACAAUGUAGUGAGAAACGAUUUUUUACACAAUUUGGCGGAGCAGAAAGAUAAAAGUUCAGAGUAUAAAAUGGAAGAUAUAGAUAUUGUCGCACAAGCUGCAGGCUUCUUCGGCGACGGAGUUGAGUCUAGUUCUGUCGUCGCCAGUUUCAUCCUGCACGAUUUAGCGCAAAAUCCUGCAGCUCAACAAAAACUUCAGCAGGAAAUCAUGGAUUUAAAAGGAGAAAUCACUUAUGAUACAAUCAAUUCGAUGGAAUAUUUGGAAUGCGUUAUUUACGAAAGCAUGAGGAUGCAUCCAGCUGUUCUAUUCUUAACGAGGAAAUGCACGAAAGAUUACGUUUUUCCACCGCCCAAAGAAGGUGGAUCUGAAGUGCGGAUUACUAAAGGGAUGGACGUGAUGUUACCUGUAGAUUCUAUACAAAUGGAUGAGCGAUAUUUUGAUAAUCCGCAUCAGUUUAAACCGGAACGUUUUUCCAAAUCCAAUAAAAGUAAUGUGAGGAAGUGCACUUUCUUUCCUUUCGGAGAAGGACCGCGCGCUUGCAUAGGUAUGCGUUUCGGUUUGUUGCAAAUAAAAAUGGUAUUGGUAGCGAUAUUUUCGAAGUUCACGAUUACUUUGAACGAAAAGACAAUGGUUCCUUUGCAGUUGGAAAAGAACGGUGUUAUUAGAGUGCCUGUCGGUGGAAUUUGGGCUGAUUUUCAUAAAAUUUAAAAUUUCCGAAAUUCAGUAUUUUAACUUAUAAUAAAGUAAUAAAUUAAAGCUUAAAUUAAGAGGAAUAAAUGUGUUGUAGUUAUUGUGAAAGUUAUAUAAAAUUUAAAUAAAAUUAAGAGUAUCAAGA
Nicrophorus vespilloides is the source of this 2101-nucleotide messenger RNA. RefSeq names its product cytochrome P450 6j1-like. Bases 1 to 1974 code for a protein of 657 amino acids. The transcript has 7 exons. NCBI's taxonomy places the organism in Eukaryota, Metazoa, Arthropoda, Insecta, Coleoptera, Silphidae. The record is from RefSeq and is a predicted model, not a curated record. Gene Ontology annotation, molecular function: oxidoreductase activity, acting on paired donors, with incorporation or reduction of molecular oxygen; iron ion binding; heme binding.